UGCCAUGGUUAUGGUGUAGGCCAGCAACUGCAGUUCUGAUUCAAGCCUUAGCCCGCAAAUGUCCAUAUGCUGCAGGUUUGGCCAUAAAAAAAGGUAGCUAAUGGCAUGUAAGUGGAUGUUCUGUGUUGAGCUUUUGGAAGAUUCUUUGCAGGAAACUUCCCCAGCAGAGGAGGAGCCACUGGACCCUCCACUUUCCUCACCCUUCCUGUCUGGAACGUACCAGGAUCAGAAUUUUUGGUCGGGAAGUAACAUCUGAAUCUGUACCUGCUGACGUCGGAACGAUGUUCUCCGUGCCCCCGAGCUGAGAUUAUCAAAUACGUACAAAAGUAGACAGAAAAAUGGAUCCCUCUGCACCUGUUCCCUAGCACGACACCUGCCCAACCACAGCCAGUCUGGCCCGAGCUGCAUGCCUACCCACCUGCUACCUGCUAAAGACAGUAGGGUUGCAGCCUCUCUUGCAUCCGAUGUCCGACCCCCUGGUGGCUGACGUUGGUCCGCGGGCUUGCUGCAGGCUUCCUUGCUGCAGCCCUAACAGAGUAAGAUGGCAUCAUUGUGGGCUCACAGCUGCCUCGUCUAGUCGCAGCAGCAUCACUCGGAAGCUCCCUGUCCCAGACUCAGCCUGUGGGAGUCCUUCAAGGGAGCUCACACACCUGCCCAGCGUGACCUGCCUUCUGUGUCGCCAUGGUGCUGGUUAUUCUACAGAAGCAUAAACUGGAAUUUCGGAGGAGACACAGCCUUAGUCCUUGGCCACAGCUCAGAACCUGGGAGACAGGGACCCAGGGCGCCCGCCCACAGCCUGGCCUCUCAGGAUGCACGUUUUCCAUGGUGAGAAGGGCACGAGAGCCCUCCUCUCUGCCAGGCAGCAGGGAGGUAGGGCGGGGCGGCGGCCGGCUGUGUUGUUGUUGAUAUUAUUGCUUCUGUCAACUGUCCCUGUCCUUCUUAGCUCAGAGAAGACACGCAGCAGCCCUGGGAACCCCAGGGCUGCAGGGGCGUCAGAGGCCUAGGAAGAGGGUGCUGGGCCAGCAGGGCCCCAGGGCCAGGGUCUGUGCCAGGUAUGGGAGGUGGGUGUGGAAAGGGGUGACGGUGAGUCAACGGGGCAGCCACACCCUGCUUUUACUUAAGGUCCCAGCAGCCAUACCCCCGCCCACCACUGCCGGUGCCACAUCCCAGCCAUGUCAGGCUUUUCCAUGCCCCACAAAACCUUGCUGGCCGACGGCAUCCGAGUCGGCACCGUGAUGAGAAUUCGUGGUGUUGUGCCCGACCAGGCUGGCAGGUUCUACGUAAACCUGCUGUGCGGCGAGGAGCCGGGCAGCGAGGCCGCCCUGCAUUUCAACCCGCGGCUGGACGAGUCCUCGGUGGUCUUCAACAGCCUGGAGCACGGAGCCUGGGGCCGAGAGGAGCGAGGCCCGGGCAUUCCCUUCCAGCGCGGGCAGCCCUUCGACGUGCUGCUCAUCACCACCGACGAAGGCUUCAAGGUGGUGGUCGGGGACCUGGAGUACCACCACUUCCGCCACCGGAUGCCGCCGACGCGCGUGCGUGCGGUGGAGGUGGGCGGCGACCUGCAGCUGGAGCUCGUGAAGAUCUUCUGAGCCCUGGCGGGGGGGGGCGGGGGGGGGCGCGUGGUGGGUGGGCCGCAGGGCUCUUGGCCGCCAAUAAAGUCUUCGUCCGUCA
This is a messenger RNA of Sus scrofa (pig), 1671 nucleotides long. Lineage: Eukaryota; Metazoa; Chordata; Mammalia; Artiodactyla; Suidae. The record is from RefSeq and is a predicted model, not a curated record.